Elaeis guineensis (African oil palm) is the source of this 1713-nucleotide messenger RNA. RefSeq names its product GATA transcription factor 7. Gene Ontology annotation, molecular function: zinc ion binding; sequence-specific DNA binding. Gene Ontology annotation, biological process: regulation of DNA-templated transcription; cell differentiation. The record is from RefSeq and is a predicted model, not a curated record. Lineage: Eukaryota; Viridiplantae; Streptophyta; Magnoliopsida; Arecales; Arecaceae. Gene Ontology annotation, cellular component: nucleus.
GCGCCCACGGACUCCUUCAACCAUUCAAUGCUCCACCCAAGUCUCCUUUCUGUGUUCCCAUUCCCACCCCCCACCUGCUCUUCUCUCUCUUUUCCCCCACCUUCCUCCCUUCCCUACCCUCCCCCUCUCCCACUCUUGCCUUGCUCCUACUCAUCCUCUCAGAAAGAGGAGGAGACCGAGAUGAAGCGCUUGGGAGGGGCGCUUAAGAACCGGUUCCGGCUGGAGGUGCUCCGAUCGGACGCUGAGCAACAGGGGUUUGUCGGCGCCGGCGAGGUGGGAUGGGCGGUGGAGCCGAGCGCGCUUUUUGGAGAGGAUUUCUCCGUCGACGAGCUUCUCGACUUUGGGGGAAUCAUGGAAAUGGAGGAGAAAGAGGCAGAGGAAGAGGACGAAGAGGAACAAGUGGAGAGAGCCGAAGCAGAACCCUUUCAAAUUUCGAACUCCACCUCCGCCGUCUCCCGUGACCUUCUCGCUCCUGCAGAAAUCGAGUUUCCUAAUGAUGAUGUGGAAGAGCUGGAAUGGGUGUCUCAUUUCUUUGAUGAUUCGUUCAUGGAGUUGUCCCCGUGCUCCGAGAUAACCGCCCCCUCCUCGAAGAGACCAAGCCCCUCUGCCGACUCCAUGGAAUCCCUGGCUCCCGUCAAAGCCAAGCGGAGCAAGCGCUCGCGAGCCGCCGCUGGGGGAGUCUGGUCCACGGCGGGUCCUCUCGCCCUCCCCGACACCUCCUCCUCCACUUCCUCAAACUCCUGCCUUUCUUCGCCCUCCUCCUCCUCCUCCUCCUCCUCCUCCUGCCUCAUCUACGACUCCGCCGUCCCCGGCUUCGCAACCACCGACCUCGUCCUCCUAGCCGGAACCCCACCUUCGGCGAAGAAAGACAGCCAGAAGAAACGGGGGCGGAAACCGAAACGGCCGAAGCUGCAGUCGGCCGCGGCUGGCGGCGGCGGCGGCGGAGGAGACCGGCGGUGCAGCCACUGCGGAAUCCAGAAGACGCCGCAGUGGAGGGCGGGACCGCUGGGGGCAAAGACGCUGUGCAACGCUUGUGGCGUUCGGUUCAAGUCGGGCCGGCUCCUCCCCGAGUACCGUCCGGCCUGCAGCCCCACCUUCCUCAGCCACGUCCACUCCAACAGCCACCGUAAAGUCCUCGAGAUGCGCCGCCAGAAGGAGGAGAAGCAGCAGAAGCUCCUUUCUACCUCCACGGCCGCCGCGGCGGAGGCGGUGCCCGUUUCUUCUUUCUGACCCACAACGGUUAGAAAGUAGAAAGCAAGUCGAACCGGACCGGUUCUAGUGUACAUUUUGGCCGGCUUUGCUGUAACGGAAUAGUCUUUUAGGUAGGCCUCAUCCAUAAAGCGGUCGGUACCAGACGGUAGCUGGCUUUCUUGUUUGUUUGUUUUUAUCUGGUUAGAUGUAGUGUUUAGCUUUUUGAAUUUGAGAUUAGGUUUUUCAUUUCAGGGGUUAGGAGACCUAGUCCGGGUGCAAUCUAAUUUAGUAUGUAUCCCAAACCGAACCCAGUUAUUGGGGUAGAGAUGGUUCUUCUCUAUAAAACAUCAUCCUUACAUGUGAGAACAUGGUUUCGCUGUGGCUUCUUCUUAUGGUCAUGGUUUGUGUUUCUGUUGGAUGAUGGUCCUAAGGGAGCUGCCGAGCUGGGCUCUAAAAUGAGAAUGAGUGAUUUAUACUCCAGUUGUUUAGUUAUGGAGAGUUCUAAUGUCUCAAUCUUCUAAA